CCUAUACUACCUCGAUACCUUUCCAAUGCCCCUACAACAGCGAAGAAGCCAUAAAAUCCUGGCUCUAACCCAUAGCCCUAAAGAUCAAAGACCUCUCAAAUCAGAAGAAAUGCGAUAUGGCCUGCGGCGAGACCAACGACUUCGAAUGGUGUUUCGAAUCGAGCACCGAGGGCAAAAACUGUGAUAUCACGGCGCAGGUUGCGACGAUCCAGGACGCCAUAAAUAAGGUACUGGCUGGGCGGAGAUAUUGGAUUUACUGUCAGGCGUGCUUUCGGUUGAAUCAUGGGGAAACUUGGCGGAGGUCGCUGAGUACAGGGUUGAAGAAGACUUAGGAUGAUACUUUCUACUGUUGAUCUAGGGCGAGUGAUUUAGGUUUAGGGGGCCGAAGAUGGGUUUUUCUGGAGGAAAUAAGGAUCUUUGAGUUGUUUCCGAGCGGUGUUGGUGUUUGAGGGUAUAGAUGGAGAGGGGGGAUGUUGAUGGUAGAUGGGCGAGUUGAAAUGAAUUGGGUGAGCGAGUUGGG
Aspergillus alliaceus is the source of this 520-nucleotide messenger RNA. RefSeq lists its product as uncharacterized. The record is from RefSeq and is a predicted model, not a curated record. Lineage: Eukaryota; Fungi; Ascomycota; Eurotiomycetes; Eurotiales; Aspergillaceae. The transcript has a single exon. Bases 117 to 332 code for a protein of 71 amino acids.